AUGAACGCUGGCUACGGUGACGGCUUGAAAUUCAAGAACAACAAUUUCAGCGGCCACCCAUUCCGAUCCAGAAAGGUCAUGCGCGUCAAGGUCCAUGUCGCGCCUGAGCUCGGCGAGAGGAGACUCCUCCUUCCGCUCGGCGCGCAGGUGGGGUCGCUCUUGCCCCACCUCCAAGCCGCAGGUGUGCACGGCGACCUCCUCCUCGAGGUGGAGGGGUACGAGGUGCUGCCCGACUCGCCCUCGAGCGUGCUGGACAAGAACGACGUGGUCGUGCCUGGGUCGAGUAAGCGGCCUCCGAGCCCCAAGACGGACAAGGCGCGCAAGAGGGCAAAGCUCGACGAGACGACCAGCGUACGACCAGUGACGGCGUCGGAUAGCUCGUCGUCCGAGUCCGAGUCCAGCUCGUCCUCCGACUCCAGCUCAGACUCGACCUCUGACUCGUCAUCCGACACGGACUCGGACUCAGACGCCGAACCGCAACCGCGACCGACGCGCGAGCCGGUGCCGCCAGGAGAAGGACUAGGCCGGACGCACGAGCGCAACCAGCGGCGGAAGAAGGCGCGCAAAGCGCGCGCCGAGGCGAAGAGGCUGGAGGCUGCCGGAGUAGCUCCAGUUCCGGCCUCGCGGCCACUGAGCAAUCUGGAGCGUCUGGCCGCCGCGGCGCGGGAAGCGGCCGCGCUGGUCGGCGUCGGGGCGUCGAUCCCACCUCUCGCGCCAGAGCUGGCGCUGGAGGGCAAGACGGUGCCGAAGGUGCAGGAACUGCCUGUGCCAAGAGAUAUGGCGAACCGGAACAAGAAGAAGGGAUUCCUGAGGGAGAUGCUGGCCACGCCAGCCGAUGCUUAUUCUGCCUCGUCAUCCUCGUCAUCCUCCGAAUCCUCCGAGUCCGCCUCCGACUCGUCAUCAGAGUCAGAAUCCUCCUCGGAUUCGGAAUCGUCCUCCGAGUCUGAGUCCGAGUCCGAGCCCGAGGCCACACCAGCCAAGGCCAAAACCCUCGCCGAACUCCCCUUCCACGCCUCGCGUCCGCCAGCCGCAACCCUCGCACCCUACUCGGAACGUUCUCCCCGCUCCCUCCCCUGUAAUGUCUUCGUGACCUCGCGCCAAUUCGACUUUAUCCCCGACUCCGAGCGCCGGAUCCGAGACGCAAAGAUGGCCAAGGCGGCAGAGAAGAAACGGGCCCGGCAGGAGUCCAAGGUCGUGCUGGAUUAUGGGGAGCCGCUGCCUCCCUCGUUUGGAGGCGAGGGCACGCCGACGCCCGUUGCUCGGACUCCGGUCAAGGCUCCUGCCAAGGCGGCAGAGACGGCGGGGACGGCGGCAGCCGAGAUGGAGGCGGUGGAGGUGCAGGUGAACGGAGACGGCGACGAGCUCCCCGAAUCCGCCUGGACCUCCAUCGAGGACAAAUUCGACACCCUCGCCUCCGCCCAGAACGCGAGUGUCGGUCAGCUCGUGGCGUGGAAGUCGCUCGAGCUCGACAUGACCACAUUCAGUCCCGAGAUCAAGCUGCUGUUGGCGCGCGUGACUGAGCGUUCUGACAGCGAGAUCACGCUAGAGCGGCUCCGGCGGCCGGAUGAGUGGGUCGACGAAGAAGAAGGAGAGGAUGAGAUUGAGGUCGUCGUCGAGACGCUCUCACCCGGAGAGUUGGGGGAGAGGAAGCUCGUGGUGUAG
Molecule: messenger RNA, 1662 nt
Organism: Trichosporon asahii var. asahii CBS 2479
Lineage: Eukaryota; Fungi; Basidiomycota; Tremellomycetes; Trichosporonales; Trichosporonaceae
Exons: 3
Coding region: 1-1662 (553 amino acids)
Cellular component (GO): nucleolus; nucleoplasm
Source: RefSeq, a predicted model, not a curated record